This is a messenger RNA of Juglans microcarpa x Juglans regia, 4892 nucleotides long. Its product is annotated as zinc finger CCCH domain-containing protein 44-like. Lineage: Eukaryota; Viridiplantae; Streptophyta; Magnoliopsida; Fagales; Juglandaceae. Gene Ontology annotation, molecular function: protein binding; DNA binding; metal ion binding. The coding region runs from base 266 to 4738 and encodes 1490 amino acids. The transcript has 10 exons. The record is from RefSeq and is a predicted model, not a curated record.
CCUCUCCUUUCGGCAAAUCCCGAGUGUCCUUUAUUUCUUCUCUCUCGUCGUAUUCGAGUUUCGACCUCCUCUCUCUCUCUCUCCACUUUGAUUCUAUCUGACUUUGACACGUUGCCGUCCUUUCGGCCAGAAUCCACUUUCAUAUACCCACCACGUCUGGAUUAUUAUGAAAUCUAGGGUUAUUGUUUUUUUUUUUUUUUUUUUGUUUUUUGGAACGCCAGGUCGAAUCCUAGCUUAACGAGCUAGGUAUCCUUUCCAUUCGGCUAUGGAACGAACGCAUGCAGAGCAGCAAGAAGUUUCGAGUCACUACAAGCCUUGUCUUCACGAUGGAAGAGUUGAGCAGGGCAGUUUUGACGACUCAGUGCCGACCGUGGACCUCAUGAGCGCCAAUCAACGCGAGGCUAUGAGGGAUAUGGAUGAUUCGCAGCUCAUCGGAGCUCCGGAGGCUAGUGUCACGGCCAAAGAGGACGUGUCCGUGCCGGAGGUGGAGAUGUUGAUGAUGAUGAAAAAAAAGAUGGAGGUGAAGCCGGUGGGGACGAUGGUGGCGAAGAGAAAGCGGGGUCGGCCGCCCGGGGGUCUGGCUAAGACGAACAAAACCACGCCGCUGGUUAGGAAGAAGAAGGACGAAGAGGAUGUGUGUUUCAUAUGCUUCGAUGGCGGGAGCCUUGUGCUAUGUGAUCGCCGGGGCUGCCCUAAAGCAUAUCAUCCUGCCUGCAUUAAGCGAGACGAGUCGUUCUUUAAAUUAAGGGCUAAGUGGAAUUGUGGUUGGCAUAUAUGCAGCAGUUGUCAGAAGGCUGCACAUUAUAUGUGCUAUACUUGUACAUAUUCCCUGUGCAAGGGUUGUAUCAAAGAUGCUGAUUAUCUGAGCGUAAGAGGAAAUAAUGGAUUUUGUGGGAUGUGCAUGAGAACUGUGAUGCUGAUUGAAAAUUUCCAAGAAAAUACAGAAGUGGCUAAAGUGGAUUUUGACGACAAAAGUAGUUGGGAAUAUCUCUUCAAGAUGUAUUGGAUAUUUUUGAAGGGAAAACUAUCAUUAACUUUGGAUGAGCUCAUUCGAGCUAAAAAUCCUUGGAAAGGAGCUUAUUCUAUAGCUUAUAAGGUGGGGUCUUCAGGUGAACUUUAUGAUGGUAUUGAUGACAAAGUUUCUAGUGGUGACAAUUCUUGUGCAGGCCUGCAAACAAAAAAUCCCAAAAAAAGAAAAGCUAACGAGCAGAAUAUUUUUAAUAAGGACUCUUUGGCUAUGGAGAAAACAGGUAGUGACAAAGAUCUGCAUCAGCCGGAAGGCACAAUAUGGGCAUCAAAGGAGCUCUUGGAAUUUGUUGCACAUAUGAAAAACGGUGACACAUCUGUGCUAUCUCAGUUUGAUGUCCAGGCUCUUUUGCUAGAGUAUGUAAGGAAAAACAAUCUCCGAGAUCCUCGCCGGAAAUGCCAAAUUGUUUGUGAUUUGAGGCUCCUAAGUCUGUUUGGGAAAGUGCACAUUGGUCACUUUGAAAUGCUAAAGCUUCUUGAAUCUCACUUUCUAAUAAAAGAAAGCUCAUCAGCAGAUGAUAUAUUAAGGGUGGGAGUUGUCAAUGAUAUUGCUAGCCAGUUGGAGGCUGAUGGGAACUAUGAUAACAAACUUCCAAUAGGUAGUGACAAGGGGCAUAAAACACGCAAAAAAGCUGAUGAUAGGGGAUCACAGACUAAUUCAGAUGCAUUUGCAGCAAUUGAUGUUCACAAUAUUAACUUGAUUUACCUGCGGCGUAAUUUAUUGGAGAGUCUUAUGGAUGAUGCUGACAAAUUUCAUGACAAAGUUGUUGGGUCCAUUGUGCGAAUAAGAAUUCCCAAUAAUGAUAAAAAACAAGAAACAUAUAGGCUUGUACAAGUUACAGGUACAAGCAAGGUGGCUGAACCAUAUAAACUUGGAGAAAGAAAUACUGAUGUGAUGCUCGAGAUCUUAAAUUUAGAAACGAAAGAAGUCAUAUCAAUUGAUGGAAUUUCAAAUCAGGACUUCUGCGAGGAUGAAUGCAAGUGUUUACGCCAGAGUAUAAAAUGUGGGCUCAUCAAACGAUUGACUGUGGGUGAGAUUCAGGAAAAAGCAAUGACACUUCAAGCAGUGAGAGUAAAUGAUGUGCUGGAAGCUGAGAUAAUACGACUUAAUCAUCUACGUGAUCGGGCAAGUGAAAAGGGACAUGAGAAAGAAUUUAGAGAAUGCGUGGAGAAAUUACAGCUUCUGAACUCACCUGAGGAACGACAGCGCAGACUGCUUGCGAUUUGCGAAGUACACAUUGAUCCUAAAAUGGAUCCAAGUCAUGAGUCUGAGGACGAUGUGGGAGAAUUAGAUGAGAAGAAACAAGAUGAUAAUGUGAGGACAAAACUUUCUGGAUAUGCAAGAAAGGAGAGUGACCCUUUCUCUGCUCGAAGAGCAGGUGAUGUCUCAAAUGAUUCUGGAACCGGGGCACAGAAAAACUUAGCCAAGUCUUGCAAGCAAACUAGAAAAGCUGGUAUCACAAACAGUCCUGAUAAAGGUGGAGCUACUUGGUUUCAUGAGAUAAUGAAUGAAUCUUCUUGGAAGAAAAAAGAAGCAUCCGACUUAAAUAAUUGGGAUACACCAGCAAACCAGAUCAAUACUUCUGGUUCAUUGACCAUUGUUUGCAACAGUCAGGCAGUGGUGAAGUCUAAAUUGUUUUCUGGGGUUGCAGCAGAAAUUUCACCGCUGGCUCUUUCUACACAGGCAGACGAAUCUGCUAACAAUUUUGAGACUGACAAAAUUUGGCACUACCGAGACCCAAAUGGAAUAAUUCGAGGACAAUAUUCUAUGUCACAACUACGCAAAUGGAAUACCAGUGGACACUUCCCUCCUGAUCUCAGAAUAUGGAGGAUAAAUGAAAAGCAAGAUAAAUCUGUACUUUUGAAUGAUGCGUUAAGUGGGAAAUACCAUGAAGCAAAGAUGGUGCCAGAUAAUGGUAAUUUACUGUCUCAAGAUCUUGGAGUUGCCACAGAUCAUAGAGAUAAUAAUGGCGAUGGUGGGUUAAGCACAAGUACAUAUGCCUCUCAGAUAGACAAUAAAAAAGAGGAAAGCUGGAAGCCAGUGCAGAAUGACUCAAGUGGUAAUGAUGGAUUGUUCAGGAGCGAUGAAAGGGUCUCUAGUUCAUCUAGUUGGACUACACCUGCUGAUGUCACCAACACUAAUGAGAGAAAGAAUGGUAGUUUUGAACCAGGCUGGGACUCAUCAAAGGGUAAUAGUUCUUGGCCUGACCAGCCCCAAGCGGAUAGUAGUUCACUAGUCCCACCUGCAUUUUCUGGGAAGUCGUUUGGAUAUGUAUCAUAUCCAGUGAGGGAAGUUUAUGGGGGUGAAUGUACUUCUGGUCGGGAGAAUGGAAAUUGCAAUUCACAGAGCACUGCUGACGGUCAGUUUAAAAGUGAACAGGGUUUUGAGCACCGAUUUGACAGUGAGGGCCAUUCAGGCCAAUCUUCUGGGCAGAGCUGGAGACCUCCACCUGUAAAUGUAUCAUCAAGUGACUGGGUUUCCAGCUCUGGUUUCAUUUCUCUAGUUAAGUCACUUAAAACAACGGAGCAAGCUCAGGAAAUUGAUUUUCAAGGUCAGUCAAGUCCCACUCCAAAGCAAAGCAAUGAAGACUUAGAAGUUCAGGCUCCCAAAAACAAACGAGCUGCUUCAAGUGUUCCCGUUCAGGAUGCAGGCCCUAACAGGAGUACUGCCUCUAGUUUAGUGGGUGGUGGCGGAAAAGUUUCUGAAGUAGCCGAUGAAUUGGGUGGUUACUCCUCAACUCCUGCCAAACCUUCCUUUGGGGAUUGGGGCUCCAGUAUUGUUUCUGCAUCAUCUCUGAAACCAACUGAAAUUGUUCAUGCUGCAACCCCGACUUCAAUCAAUGAUCAACUGACGCAUUCUUCCCCAUCCCAUCCAACAUCUAAUGCAUCUAGUUGGCAAGCAAUUGUUACCGAACCCACAGAGUUUUGCUCUUUAGUUGAUGAAUCUGUUUCAGAUCUGUUGGCUGAAGUUGAAGCAAUGGAGUCUCUUGAUGGCUUGCCGUCCCCUACUUCAAUUAUGAAAUGUAGAGACGCAUUGACACAAGAUUCAAAACAUGAAUGUAUCAGUCCUCUAGAUGAGUUUAGCCCAGGACUCGAUCCCGGAAAAAGUGAUGCUUUAAGCUCCACUGGUGAUUUACAAGCACCUUCUCAGUCCACGGUGACUGACGAACGAGAUGAAAUAUGUCGCACUGAUGUUAUUGAUUCGGAAAAGAGAUCAAGCAUGCAUUCCUCCUCUAGUGUUGAAGUUGAAGGAGAUGCAAAGCCUGCUGAUAUUUCAGUGAACCAAUGGGAAGCUCGUUCUGAAAUCCAACCACCGCCAUCUGCAGCAAGUUGGGAUAUAUCUACUACGGAGAUGAGUUGGAGAGUGGGAUCGGAAAGUAGAACCACCAGUUGGAGAGGUGUGCAGGGAAGUGCAAACCUGGGCCAAAUGGCAACACAGGACGGUAUAAGCAUGAAUUUUGGUGCUUCUGCCGGGAAUCCUGGUUUCCCCAAACUGAGAAUCGGCGGUGACAGAUUCUCUGGACCUAGAGAUUGGGGUUUUCAGAGCAGGGAUGUAGGAUAUGGUAGAGGUAGGGGAAUGUGGAACAGCCAGCCCUUUUUUGUUGGUGGAAAUGAAAGUUCUUUCAGGCCUCCCAAAAGUCAUAGAAUUUGUAAAUUUUACGGAAGUGGGUAUUGUAAGAAGGGAGCGUCGUGUGAUUAUUUGCACCCAUGAAUUUGUGGGUUCUUUGCGAUAAGGUACCAUACCAUUUAAUUCUGUAAUCAUUUAUUCACAUUAGGGAGUCUGUUCCUGCCAAUGUUGUGAUUUUAACCUGUAAAAGUAUCUGUCAAGGACUCUCAAGUAGCAUUACAAAUUAUUUUUUCUCUUU